Molecule: messenger RNA, 1064 nt
Organism: Owenia fusiformis
Lineage: Eukaryota; Metazoa; Annelida; Polychaeta; Sabellida; Oweniidae
Source: the annotation of a GenBank genome assembly
UUUUGAUAAAAGAAAAUAUGGAGAUAUUUUCUUACAUUUGAUAAGGAGUCCUUGUAAUCGUUUAAGCCUAGUGAUCGCCUGUUCGUCUAGUAGACUACCCUUAUUCAUAAUAUAAGAUCCAGUUUUCUGACUUUGAAACUUUGGAAACGGUUGUCAACAUUUGUAUGUUGAUAAGAAAAUACCUCAUGGGGAUUUUGAAGAAAGGUGAAAUGGAAUCAUCCCGGUCAAAGUCAAAAAAGACAUCCAAGAGCAAAUCCAAACCUCCUCCGGAGACGCUUUUUGAAUAUAAUGCGGAUGACGAUGACACGGACAUUGAAAAGGACGGAGAGAAAGAGAGCGAUGACUACCUCACGGAGGAUGAAACAAUUGACCAACGAAUUCAACAAGGAAGAGAGGAUAUAGAACAGAGACAAUCAGACUUCGAUCAAUGGAAAGUAGAAUUUGGUGAAAAGAAAGACACGCUAGUAAACAGGUACACAAGCAUGCGACGAAGAUCAUCCAUCCAUGUAAAGUUUCUUGAACAAGAACUUUUAAAAGAUGUGGUGACAAAUUAUCAGCAAUCUAAGAACUCAAAGUCAAAGAAAACCACAUUGGUGAAUAAAACAAAGCAGAACACGAGCAGAAAAAAUAUCAGACCAACAAAAUCAUGAUAAGAUUAGCAACUUAAUGAUAUUUAUAAUUUUCAAGAAAUCUAAGAAGUAUGAAAUAACUCAGUCGUAGUUUAGUUAUAAACAGAGGAUGACAGUUAUAUAUUUGAACCAUUCUCCUAGUACAUGCCGGAAGAAUGAUAUAAAUAUUGCAUGCUAAUCUGCUGAUCAUUAGGCUGUUCACAAGAACGAUCCGUUUCUAAGAGGAUUCAAGAAAGCCUUGUAUUAUAUCGGACGGCGUGAUCUACGAUUAUUAUGGAUUGGUCAUUUACUAUUCAGGAUUAAUUAAGAUGUACACACACGCAUUAACUGAUUGCAUUAUUGUGAAUGGAAUCGAACCACGUGCUGCAAUCGAUAGUGGUACAUGGUAUCAAUAUGCGAACUCCCAUGUAGUGUCUCGGAAUUUUAUUUUGAAGA